Messenger RNA from Trichophyton benhamiae CBS 112371, 1509 nucleotides. RefSeq lists its product as uncharacterized. Gene Ontology annotation, cellular component: cytosol. The coding region runs from base 1 to 1509 and encodes 502 amino acids. NCBI's taxonomy places the organism in Eukaryota, Fungi, Ascomycota, Eurotiomycetes, Onygenales, Arthrodermataceae. Gene Ontology annotation, biological process: pentose-phosphate shunt, oxidative branch; pentose-phosphate shunt. The transcript has a single exon. The record is from RefSeq and is a predicted model, not a curated record. Gene Ontology annotation, molecular function: phosphogluconate dehydrogenase (decarboxylating) activity; NADP binding.
AUGGCUCCGUCGAAGCAAAUAUUCAAGUGUAUCGGCAUCGUUGGAGCGGGGAAUAUGGGGGCCACGAUGGCGUUUGGCUUUGCUGAAAGGGGCAUCAAGGUGUCACUCUGGGACGCCAAAGCCGAGAAUGUGAGGAACGUGAUGGACAAGGUCGAAGGAGAGAAGGGAGUGGAGGAGAACAUACGGCCAUUCUACGAUAUCCAUGACUUCGUCAAGAGCGUUGAUGUGGCAAUCGACCAGGACGGACGGGGUCGUCGACCGUUCAUCUUCUCAAUCACCCAUGGCUGGCCGGCAGACUGUGUCUUGGCCUCAAUGAUGGAUGACCUUGAAGAUGGAGAUAUCAUACUCGAUGGAGGCAAUGAGAAUUAUCGAAACACGGAGCGAAGACAAGAGGAGAUGGAGAAGCAGGGAGUUAGUUGGAUUGGGAUGGGAGUGUCAGGGGGCAAUCACUCGACUAGACCUGGACCUAGUCUAGCACUUGGAGGUGACUCUGAUGCCAUCAGGGCUGUGAUGCCCCUGAUGAAGGAGUUUGCAGCGCAGGACGCUCGAACUGGUGAAUCCUGCGUGGCCAAUGUCGGAACCAGGGGUGCAGGCCACUAUGUCAAGAUGGUUCACAAUGCGAUUGAGAACGGAAUGCUGUCUACCAUAUGUGAGGCGUGGGCAUUGCUGCAUUAUGGCUUGGGUAAAUCAUAUGAUGAAAUCGGGGAUAUAUUCGAGAACUGGAACUCGGAGGGACCCCUGAGGAAUACGUUCCUUGUCCAGAUAGGGGCCAGCAUCUGUCGAGAAAAGAAGAAACCCCAGAAGGACAGCGAUAAAAGCCAAGCUGCCGACAAGCCCUAUAUCCUGGAUGACAUGCCCGAUGCUGUAAGACAUGCAGAUGAUGACGACACUGCAGGUACACUGUACUGGUCUGUCAUGGAGGCAGCAGACCGGCACGUCUCUGCUCCCAGCAUCGCAGCGGGCCAAUUCCUGCGAGUCUCCAGCGUGAACAGGAGACAGAGGCUCAAAGUGGCCCAGAAGCUAGGCAUAGCGCCCCCGAAGAGGCUCACGCACAUCCAUGAUGUCCCGACCUUUGUCGAAAAGCUUCGAGACGCAGCAUACAUCUCCAUUCUGGCAUCGUUCUGCCAGGGACUCGAGCUGAUUGCCCGUGGAUCCAAGGAUGAGAAAUGGAACACCGAUCUAGGAGACUGUCUGAAGAUCUGGCGGGCUGGUUCGAUCAUUCAGGCAGAGUAUAUAUCCGACCUGUUGAUGCCGGCGUUGACAUCUGGAGCUCAUAUCAUGAACAUGAAGCUGGUCGAUGAAGUUGCUGCCGCUAUGAACAAGAACUUUGACUCCCUGAAGCAGGUUGUCCUUAAAGGCACUGAGUCAGAUGCAUAUAUCCCAUCCCUGUCCGCGAGCCUGGAGUAUCUGAAGUAUGAAGGAGCCAAAAUGCUGCCAACGCAGUUCAUGGAGGCUGAGCUGUCUUUCUUUAAUGCCCAUCGCUAUGACUGGCCGGGGAUACGGGGAUAG